Messenger RNA from Coturnix japonica (Japanese quail), 1116 nucleotides. NCBI's taxonomy places the organism in Eukaryota, Metazoa, Chordata, Aves, Galliformes, Phasianidae. The record is from RefSeq and is a predicted model, not a curated record.
AAGUCACAAUUGCAUGAGAUAGUGGCUUUUAUAAUGUUUGUUUGUAUAAGGCUGUUGUUUAAGGUUGACACUAGAAUGUCCGCACAGGAAAAGGACAACACAAAGCUUCUUCUUGCAUCAAAGAAAACGAAGUCAGUCCUGGCUGGUCUGCAGUUUCCUGUGAGUCGAGUCUACAGGUUCCUCAGGAGAGGCCACUAUGCUGAAAGGAUCAGCCCUGGUUCUGCAGUCUACAUGGCUGCAGUGCUGGAAUACCUGACUGCAGAGAUCCUGGAGCUGGCAGGGAAUGCUGCACGGGACAACAAGAAGGCCAGGAUCCUGCCCCGACACAUCCAGCUGGCUGUGAGAAACGAUGAUGAGCUGAACAAGCUCUUCUCCUGUGUGACCAUCGCUCAAGGAGGGGUUAUGCCCAAUAUCCUUCCUCAGCUUCUUCCUAAGAGAACAGUGACACUUAAGCCACCCCACAAAAAUGGCCAUUCGCAGGAGUUCUAGCUUCUGCCACACACCUGGGCUUGUGUUGUUGCUAUUGCUGGCUGCUUUUCCCCAGCCCAGUGCUCUGCAUAGUUGGUGUUCAGGCUUUUUUAGUCUAUAUUUGUAUGCAUAUCUAGGUGGGUGUCUGGGAGGUGCAUAAGUUUCUCUGUCAGCAUUCUUCAGAAGAAAGAAGUCAGACUGCUUUUAUGAAUAACUGCACAAAGGACUUGACCUUGUGCCUUUCAAUGAAGGAUUUGCUGCAUCAAACAGAUCGUUUUCUUUCAACUACCUGUUGUCUUUAAAGCAGCACCUGAGGAACUUCAUCUAGGCUUGCUCAUGGUAAAGCUGAUGUAUUACCCAAUAUUGGAAUGCUGAAAUAGGGUUGUGCUGUAACUUUAGCAUCACCACAUACACAUUGGGCUGAGGAUUAUUUGAUAUUGUUCCUUCAGCUUCUGCGUUCGCAGAGUGCCACCUGAGGAGUCUUCUGUAGAUAGUGUAUAAAUGUUGACAGCAACUGAGCCUUAAGGAUAUAAAAAGUUGUUUUAAGCAUGAUUCUAAUAAGGCCCUCCUUAGUUUCUUUGAGGCUUGUUCUAUCAAAUCAACCAAACUUAUACAAUAAAAUGCAAUCCAGAAAAUGACUGUUUCCAA